UUGCUCGCGAGUGGUAAUUGGCUGCUCGGGUGGGGCUCGAGUCCGUGGUUAUCCGAGUAUUACCCGAAUGGUACUAUGAUGUACUCCGCAGCUCUUGGUGGUCAGAACCUGAGUGACGGCCCUGUGCAAAAUUAUCGUGCUUUCAAAUCAACUACAUGGCAAGGGUUUCCGAGAGCUGUACCAGACUUAGCGAUUAACGGCACGACUGUCUACGUCAGCUGGAACGGUGCGACGGAGGUCCAGAUGUGGGAAGUCGCAGUCGGCGACAAGAGUGCCCCCCACACCCUCUCAUCCGCCGCCAAUGCGUCCCGAUCGCUAUUCGAGACCUCUCUGACCAUGGAUUCAGAAUCACCUUAUGUACAAGUUCGUGCAUACGGAGGGAAUGGCGCUAUUCUUGGGGCAAGUGCCGUUGUAGAAUCUUCGAGCGGCUCUUCCGCUUUCAAUGGGAAGGUGCACCGUCUCUCUAACCCUGAAGUUAUUGGCGCCUCUGCUCCGACUUGCGGGAAUUAUCAGGUGCAGCAGGUAGUUUCCACGUCACUGGGAGUUCGAACUGUCAUGAACUACAGACUUCUUUGUACUGUGACACUACUCAUGGUCUUCAUUCUCAUUGUAUAGAAUCAUAUAGAACAUGAGUUUAUACUAGUACUCGAUGGACGACA
This is a messenger RNA of Gloeophyllum trabeum ATCC 11539, 659 nucleotides long. RefSeq lists its product as uncharacterized. The transcript has 7 exons. NCBI's taxonomy places the organism in Eukaryota, Fungi, Basidiomycota, Agaricomycetes, Gloeophyllales, Gloeophyllaceae. The record is from RefSeq and is a predicted model, not a curated record. Bases 76 to 615 code for a protein of 179 amino acids.